Messenger RNA from Dendrobium catenatum, 437 nucleotides. Its product is annotated as 60S ribosomal protein L7a-1-like. The record is from RefSeq and is a predicted model, not a curated record. The transcript is spliced from 3 exons. NCBI's taxonomy places the organism in Eukaryota, Viridiplantae, Streptophyta, Magnoliopsida, Asparagales, Orchidaceae. Bases 141 to 422 code for a protein of 93 amino acids.
GAGGGUGCAGCGUAAUUCACAAAAAUGCCCAUCCAUAUAAAGCUCUCGGAUCUAACUGGUCCUCUUCGUUCGUCAGAGCCAUUCAGUCGCUCCAACCAUAUCGAAGAAACCCUAAGUUAGCCGUCGCUACUAUAGCUGAAAUGGCUCCAAAGAGAGGAGGUAAGGCGCCGGUCGCGGGGAAAAAGAAGACGGAGAAGGUUGUGAAUCCACUGUUUGAGAAGAGGCCGAAGCAGUUCGGCAUCGGAGGGGCUCUGCCUCCGAAGAGGGAUCUCCAUCGCUUCGUCAAAUGGCCUAAGGUUGUGAGAAUUCAGAGGCAGAGGAGGAUCCUUAAGCAGCGUUUGAAGGUCCCCCCAGCAGUUAACCAGUUCACCAGGACCUUGGACAAGAAUCUUGGUAACAGUUUGUCCUGCUUUUUUUCAUAAAAUUGAUGCUGGAAU